ACACACAGCUCAUUGUACGUCUAUGUCUGAUUUUAGGAAGAAAUUCAAUAGACCCCAAAAACCCACGCUGGGGGAAGAAGAUGGAGAUUUUCCAUUGAACAAAUUUUAUAGCUUUGAUUGAUGAGUAUAUGCUGCAGUCAAACGAGGUGAAUAUUAUUCAGAGCUAUGAAAGGAGGCGUCUUUUCGGCGCCUGGUGAUUACAUCUACUUUAAGUCUCAAGUUCCCCUUCAUAAGAUCCCUAUCGGGUCAAAACAGUGGAGAUAUUAUGAUUUUGGUCCUAAAGUAGUUCCUCCACUUAUUUGCCUCCCUGGCAUAGCUGGAACUGCUGAUGUAUAUUACAAACAGAUCAUGUCAUUAUCUAUGAAGGGCUACCGUGUAAUUUCUGUUGAUAUUCCGCGCGCAUGGAACAACCACGAGUGGAUUCAAGCAUUUGAGAAGUUUCUAGAUGCUAUUGAUGUUCACCACAUUCAUCUCUAUGGAACAGCCCUUGGGGGAUUCUUAGCACAACUUUUUGCUCAGCAUCGUCCCCGGCGUGUUAGGUCCUUGGUACUUUCGAACACAUUUGUGGAGACCACUAGUUUCUCAGCUGCAAUGCCAUGGGCUCCCAUUGUUGGUUGGGCUCCUUCUUUUAUACUGAAGCGGCAUGUGUUAUCUGGAAUUCGUGAUAGUCCCCAGGAACCCUUUAUUGCAGACUCUGUAGAUUUUGUUGUUUCCCAGGUUGAGACACUCUCAAGAGACGACUUGGCAUCGAGAUUGACAUUGACAGCUGAUGCUUCAUCAGUUGGACCCCUUCUUCUUCCAGAUUCUUCCAUCACUAUAAUGGAUACAAAUGACUAUUGCGCAACCCCUCAAUCACUCAAAGAUCAAGUGGUCGAAAGGUACCCUGGCGCGAGACAGGCAUACUUGAAGAGUGGUGGUGAUUUUCCAUUUCUUUCAAGGCCUGAUGAAGUGAAUCUUCAUCUUCAGCUACACCUGAGACGUGUUGGUGUUGAAGCUCAACCUGAUGUGAUCCCUAGUGUUCCGAAGGAUGGCAGUGGUGGAAGUUCCAAUGAGCCAAAUAAUGGAAGAGAAGAUGCUGAUGAUUCAUCAGAAAGUGAUAAAAGGGACUCGGAAGCUCCUUCUACCGCAGAAAAUGCAGAUCCCCCCUUGGCUCCAGAAGCUACCGGUUCUCAUGAUUUAGGCAACCAACUUCUUAAAAUGGCCAAACUCUCCGAAGGCAGUGAUAAAUCUGCCACACCUCCUUUACCGGAUGCAUUUUUCCGUGACAAGCAGAAGUUACUUGUCUCAGGAGCUCUUCUGAACGUCGCGUGUGAGUUUUUAAUUCUUAAUCUGCUGCCCUUUUACUCGGGGUACUGUACAUUAACCGGAAAUGUAGCUGCAAUGUAGACACUUUGUGUGAGAUUUUUUUCAUUUUUUCAUUUUUACUUUGUAUAUUAUGGGUUGGAAAUGUGUCGUUGCAAAGAGAGUAUGCAAAUUGAAGACUCAAGAUUGUGCUGGAAAAUCUUUCUGAGUGAGAUGAAUAUAUGAUGUUGCAGUUUCAAAUC
This is a messenger RNA of Nicotiana attenuata, 1544 nucleotides long. RefSeq names its product maspardin. Bases 166 to 1386 code for a protein of 406 amino acids. The transcript has 8 exons. Lineage: Eukaryota; Viridiplantae; Streptophyta; Magnoliopsida; Solanales; Solanaceae. The record is from RefSeq and is a predicted model, not a curated record.